AUUUGGGAGACUGUACUUGUGGAAUUACUUGUGAUGUGAUUUUUUUAGAUCACAGGAUAUAUUCUAUUUUCCUAGAGAAAAUAAGAUUUACCAUGAGAACUGUGUCAAAAUACUACGUUGCUCUUUGUGCUUAAGCCUUCGUACAAUUGUGGAAAUAAUAUAAUCACCAAAAUGGAAAGUCAUUCAGAAGCUAUGAACCCAGCUGAUGUAUCAGGGAAAAGGAAUCCUUUUGAAGAGCUGAGCAAGGAUGAACUGGUAUUGAAAUGCAAGGCUUUACUUGCUAUAGCCCAAAAGGCUAAGCAAGCCAAAACAGAAAUGCAAAAUGAAGUUGAGAGUUACAAAUUACAACUGGAUAAGUGUGAAACAGAAAAAAAAGUUAACUUGGACAGCCUUCAUACUCUCCAGGAACUUGUUGAUUCUUUGACUGAACAAAAACUAAAUUAUAUAACAGAAGUUGAUUCAGCUAAGGGAAAAAUUAAAACAUUAACUAUCAAAUGCAAAGACUAUGAGGAGGAAAUAAAUAAAUACAAAACAGAUGUUAUUGUUAGAGAUAAAAAUCUUGCAGAUACAGCACAAAAGUUGUCCGAUCUUGACAGUGAAAUUAUAUCUUUGAAGAGACAAAACAACAGGCUCUUAGAGGAAAAUGAACAACUUAUCAAUCAACUUUCUGAACUGGAAGCUCAAACAGUUGAGUUCAACAAUAUUGGUUUGGAGCAAAGAAAGCAACUACAAAUGCUUGAGGAUAAGGUUUAUUCAGAAGAAGAAUCUAAAAAUGUUAUAGAAAAUCUAAACAAACGAAUCAAAGAGUUGGAGGAUGAUUUGAAAGCUGCUUUGGAUACUAAGGAAAAUAAUACUAAUUCUGAUUAUGAAAAUAAGAUUAAAGAAAUAACACAGUUGUAUGAGUCUGAAAAAAAUAAGAAAGAAAGAGCUAAUAUCAAAUUGCGCAGUUAUAAAGAUAGAAUACUUAAAUGUGCUACAUGUAUUAAUCAACUUAAAAAUUCCAGAUUUAUUCUUACUAAAACUAUAAAAGAAUAUUCUGAAAACAUCCCAAAAUGGCAAAAUGAUAUCAUUAAGGCUUCUAAGGUUUUAGAUGACCAAUUAAAUGAAUUAAAUAAUGAGAACUCAGCAUUAAAAAGAAAAGUACUGGAAUUAGAAAACAGAUUAAAAUCUGAACAAAAUGACACCCAGUUUGCAGAACUGCAGACUGAAAAUACUGCUCUUAAAGAGAAGCUCAAUGAUAUGGAACAAUCAAAAGCAUUAUCAGAUGAAAUGUUAGAAAAGCAAAUAUCUCAGGUAUCAGAAUUAAAGGACAGUCAUUCAAUAUUGCAAUCAGAGUUAUCUGAUUUACAAGCUCAAAUGAAUAACACUCUGAAGGGCAAAUCUUUACUUAGUGAUGAGCUUGAUAAAUUGAAAGCAAUGUAUCAAGAUUUAAAUCAAGUCGAAUCACAGAGGCAGAUUGAUGAAAAUAAAAUUAUUUUACUAACAGCGCAGAUAAAUGAAAUGCAAAACAAAUAUGAAUCAUCAGUCCAAAAAGUCAGUGAACUAUCCAGUUUAGUGGAUAAACUGGAAAAUGAAAAUCAAGACAUUAAAAAAUCAAUGAAUACAGCAGUAAACACAGAAUUUGUGGAAAAUUUGCAAUUGCAAAUGAAGGCUUUGGAAAGUGAAAAGUCAAUGUUGGUCAAAGAAAAACUUAAUGCAAGGGACAAUGUUAUUGAACUUGAAAAUCGUAAUAAAAUAUUAUCCGAUCAACUGGAGAAGUUGAAAUCAGAUUUGCAAGAAACUAAAGCACAAUAUGACAGAUUACAGCAAGAAAAAACUGUCUUAGAAAAAAAAUAUAAAUCUGAAAAAGAGAGUGAAACUACUAACUUCAAGUGUAACAUGAUGGUCCUUCAAGAACAAUAUGACUUAUUAAAAAAAGAACAUGAUAACUUGCAAGAUUUGAAUGGGUUACUAAAAGAGGAAGUGGAUACACUUAAACUCUCAUUAGAACAACCUAGACCUGAUGAUAAUGAAAAUUUGUCAGACCUUAAUGUUUCUCUGCAAGCUGACAUAGUAAAACUGGAAACAAAACUGUCAGCUUACAAGCAAGAGAAUGCAUCUCUCCUUGCAGAAGUCAAAGAAUCUCGCGCCAAAGUAAAAGAAUUCGAUAAUCUCGCUGCAGAAUAUGACGAUGCAAAAUCCAAACUCUCAGGUUACAAAACUGAAAAUACAGAAUUAUUAAAUGAAAUGAAAGAAAUAAAUCAAGUGCUGAAAGAACGAGGCGAGUCCAUUUCAAAAUUACAAAAAGCAAUAGCAGAAAUGGAGAGACUAGUUGAAACCUUAGAAAAAGACAGAGUUAUAAUAAAUCAAGAAAAAGAAGACCUGCAGAAAAAAGUUUCCGUUUUAGAAAGUGAUCUACAGAACGCCGAACAAAAUACAAACAAGACACAGUCAGAAGCUGCAAACCAUCUUAUUGAAAAGGCAAACGCAAUGAAAUCCCUAGAAGAGAAAGAAGCGGUAAUUGCUUCAUUAAGAGAAGAAAUAGAUAGACUGAAGCAGCAACAGUCUACAACUUCAGAACUUCCAAACGAAGAUAUGUCUACGUCUACAAUCUCAAAAGCAGAAGAACACUCUAGAAUGAAAGAUUUAGAUGAAACAUUUGAGGAAAAAUACACGAAACUCAGACUAUUUGCAUUAAAACUCAAAAAGAAACUAAACGAAACUGUUAACCAGUUACAAAAUGCAGAACAAGAUAAAGCAAAACUUGAAAAGCUUCUAAAUGAUAACGAAAAAGUAUCACUGCCAAGUAGUAGUGAUGAAGUAGAUGGAUGUAAGGGAUCCGAAAUUUCCGAUCUUCAAGCAAAAAUUGUGUCUUUAACUGCAGCCGUUGAGGCUUCAGAAAACGUUACAGCUGAGUUGGAGAAGUUGAAAACGGAAUUGGAGACUAAGACUCAACAAUUAACCGCCGAAGUUGAAGCUCAUAAGAUAACAAAAGAUAAUUUAGAGAAAGCUCGUCGUGAUGCUAAAAAGAAAAAUGUUUUAAGUUUAGAGAUGGAAGACUAUGAGAGGUCUAUGAAAGAACUCACAUCAAAAAUGGAAGAAAAGAAAAAGAAGAUGGUGCAGAUGGAGUCCACAAUUGAUACCCAAGAAGGCACAAUAACUGCAAUGAAAACUCAAAUAAAAUUACUGGAAGAUCAAAUCAAGGCAGAAGAAACUCAGAUAAGACUGACUAAAGAAGAGCUGCAACGUGCUAUAGAGGAGGGGAAAGAGAAGGACGAUGUGAUUCAAAAUAAAAAUUCUGUUAUUUCAAAAUUAGAACAAGAUUUAGAAGACGAAAAAAGAAAGAAUGAAGAGGCCGAUUUGGAAAUGACCGCCGUUCUGAGCGAAAAAGAAAAAGUAAUAAUGAGCUUGGGUGAUGAAAAAAUAGAGUUGAACAACAAAGUUAAGAGAUUAGAGUUCAAAUGUGCAGAACUCAAUGAAACAUUGAGGAUUACGAAUAUUGAACUGGCAGAUUUGAAGACGGAAUAUACAAGUUACAAGGUAAGAGCUCAAGCUGUGCUUCGCCAGAACCAAACUGUGGACCAUAGUCAGGAAGAACAACUGAAAGAAGAAACUGCUGCUCUUAGGGCUCAAAUUGAGGCGAUAACAGCCAAACUUACCACUGCACAGGAGCAGUGCUCUGAAUUGACCAGCGAAGUAGAGGCGGCACGGCGACGCGCAGCAGAGGCGUCUGGCGAAGCGGCGCGCGCGCACCAGCGCACCGCACGUCUGCAGGCCGACCUUACGCGCUUGUCACAUCAGCUAGACUCAGAGCGCGCACAGCAUAAUCUACAGGUCUCAACAUUAACACAAUGUUACAAAACUCAAAUCAGCGAUUUGGAAUCAAAACUGCAGAAGGAAACUGAGCUUCUCAAAAAGCAGCUAGUGGCAGCUCAAGAGGCUGCCAAAACGGUUCCUGGCAACCUGAGGCUGGACGAAGCGAACCACAACCAGUACAUGUUGCCGGUUAUACCGAAAGAAGAAGGCAGCGAUGGUGAAAUGGACAUCAAUGUUUCUAUGAUACCUAGAGAAGAGGGAGAGGGUUCAGAGUCAGCCCCCUCGCCACCUCCAUCUAAGCCGUACUUAACGGGAGCUAGCGGGCGAUCGCCCGUGUCCCUGGAACGCUUGCUUGAAGAGGGAGUCCCGGAUGAUGAGGCGCUGGAUGCUACAAGCCUAGCUCUCACGCCGGAGCAGGAGAUCUCCGAUCUGAGAAGACGACUGGGUACACAACAGCAGAGAGUGAAGCACGUGACAGUCCUCCUGGCGGAGUCUGAGCGCGAGUGCGCGCGCAUGGCGCAGCUGAGCGAGCUGCUCAAGGCCGAGCUGCGGCGCGCGCACGGCUCCACGCACGGCGCGCACAACGCUGAGUACAUGAAGAACGUCACGCUCAAGUUCCUGACGCUCCCGCCUGGAGACGAGCGCAGCCGCCUCGUUCCCGUGCUGCAGAAGAUCCUGACCCUCACGCCUGAUGAGACCAACAAGGUCCACGCUGUAGCUAAGGGAUUGGAUCCGAAUCCAAGUAAAGGCUGGGGAAGCUAUCUGCCGUGGCCCGGUGGAAAAUGAUUCGUGAUAUAACAUGUUUAAGAUAGACUGUGAUUAAAUUAUACAGCGUGUUUUUGAGAUGGAACAACGGGAUCCCCACGUACGAAGUCGCGGGCGGCCGCUAGUUGAUAAUAAGGCUGCGGACCAUACGUUAAGAAAUAAUGCCCUAAUAGAAUACCUGCGUAAUGGUAUUUUCACAUUGUCAAACCUAUUUGUAUUGUUUCAAUGACCCUCCCAUCGAGUGAUUAAGGGUUUUCAUCAUCUCAAAACCAGCCUGUACAAUAUUUUAUUAAAUUACAUUUUGGUCAUGCAUAAUGGUGCAUUUUAUAAAAAUCAGUGUUCUUACGUGAAUCUGUCAAAAGUCGUAAAAGUAUUAAUAACAUCAAAGUUUCCAAUCAAACAACCUCAAUCUAAUAAUUCUAAUAAUAGUUUCACUUUAAUUAUGUAGAUUUAAUUGCGUCUAUCAAGUUAAUUUUAUAAAAGUUAGGUACAUUUGACAUAAUGUUUUUGGAAAAAUACAUUUAUACAUAUUAAAUGUGUCUGCGGUUUAAGCAAUUACUUGUAUUGUUGUCACAUAAAAGUUAAUUGAAAACAUAUUUUCUUUUCUAUUAUGUUCAUUAUAAACUUGUUUGCAAAUAUUGCUACUAAAUAUAAUUAUAAACAACAUUCCAAAAUCUUACUGCAACACCCGCUCGCGAACGCUAAUUAAGUUUUACUUAACUACAGGUACCUACCUAAUAUUUUCGAGUCUUUGAUAACUAUCUAUUUUUAUUAUUUAAGAUGCUCAAACACUUGACGCAGUGUUUUUUACUUUAGAGUUGCAUUGAGCUUAUUAAGCAAUUUAUUUUUAAAAUAGCAUUCGUUGUUCUUGUUUACGAAAUACGUCGCUACAUUUUGUUCACAUUCCACUUUAUAAUAUGCAUAUUACCCAAAGCAAGAUCGACAUGUAGGAGGAUUAAAACUUACUAUAGAUUCCCCUACGAUCUUUACUUCACUUCAACCAUAUAAAGCGGUUCUCUGAAAACAUCUAAACCCCUCGCGGUUUGUAUACUGUGAACAAGCAAUACCACUCUGCAGUGCUUGCGAAUCAAUUGUUUAAUUCUAUACAAACAUUUAUAAUGAGCCAUUCAUUUUUA
Messenger RNA from Ostrinia furnacalis (Asian corn borer), 5696 nucleotides. RefSeq names its product GRIP and coiled-coil domain-containing protein 2. The transcript has 15 exons. Gene Ontology annotation, cellular component: Golgi apparatus. Bases 172 to 4581 code for a protein of 1469 amino acids. The record is from RefSeq and is a predicted model, not a curated record. NCBI's taxonomy places the organism in Eukaryota, Metazoa, Arthropoda, Insecta, Lepidoptera, Crambidae.